AUGGAGGCCUCCUACAAGUUCGGGCCCUACAAGAUCGACGCCAGGGAGGUCUUCCAUGCCACGCCCCUCUCCUACGCCAUGCGUGAAGUGAAAAGAUUCGCUGAUCUCAGUUCUGAUGAGACAAGCGACUUAUGGGUUACUGCAAAGGAAGUCGGUGUACGUCUUGAGCAGUACCAUAAAGCAUCUUCACUUACCUUUGCUAUUCAGGAUGGUCCUGAAGCUGGCCAAACAGUUCCACAUGUCCACAUUCAUGUCAUCCCGAGGAAGAAAGGGGAUUUUGAGAAAAAUGAUGAAAUAUAUGAUGCGAUUGAUGUGAAAGAGAAAGAAUUGAAGGAGAAGCUUGACCUGGACAUUGAGAGGAAAGAUAGAAGCAUGGAAGAAAUGGCUCAUGAGGCCAAUGAGUACCGUGCUCUUUUUUCCUAG
Miscanthus lutarioriparius is the source of this 423-nucleotide messenger RNA. NCBI's taxonomy places the organism in Eukaryota, Viridiplantae, Streptophyta, Magnoliopsida, Poales, Poaceae. The record is from the annotation of a GenBank genome assembly.